Messenger RNA from Schizophyllum commune H4-8, 2511 nucleotides. RefSeq lists its product as uncharacterized. The coding region runs from base 1 to 2511 and encodes 836 amino acids. The transcript is spliced from 6 exons. The record is from RefSeq and is a predicted model, not a curated record. NCBI's taxonomy places the organism in Eukaryota, Fungi, Basidiomycota, Agaricomycetes, Agaricales, Schizophyllaceae.
AUGCCAGCACACCGCACUGCUGAGGCUGCUUUGGAGUUGGCAUUGGCGUGCACGGACUUGCUGCCUGAUGUUGAUGUGUCGACGGCACAUGGCAAGAGUAGCACUGAAAUCCCUCGACAGAGUCUUCCUCAGAGGUCCAGACCUGAUUCGUCCGAACCAAGUGUUGAGACCAAUCAUCAGCGAAUACUACCCUCUUCGCAGGCUCCACCUCCGCGCUCGUCGCGUCGUGUUUCGGACCGUCGCCUGGUCAGAACCUCUAUCGGCAAGGAUUUCGGGAAGGUCGUUGGGAUGGUGGAAGAGUCUACUGAGCCACAGGAAUGGAGUUUGGAAACUACUGCAUGGUCGAGUGACCCCCGAUUGCGACAUCGGUGCAUUGACAAGAGCGUCAUCCCGACGUUGCCAACUUCGACUCCGGCUACUUUUUUCGAGCAGAGAAGCUCUGCUCCGUUAGCCGACGGCGUGUCGGCUCGCGGGGCUCGGGUUUUUACCCAGGACCUCCGUCCCUUCGCAUCGACUGGGGAGCAUGGCGAAGUGGUGGAAGGUUGGGACGAACGUCUCGCUAGGGCAGACGGUGCAGGUCAGCAGCAUGCUCGUAAAGCCGAGGAAGCUACGUCUGUCGAUGCCUCGGCAAGCGGUGACCAUUCGACCGGCGAACCUCCGAGGAUGCGACGCUUAGCUCGCUGCCGUGUAGAGGGUGGGCCUCCCGUCCCCAGCGACGAGCCUUUGAUCAGGAUGAAUGAGAAGCGUGGCCACCAUGAGACGAAGGAGGUGUUGGACCGGUUUGACCCUCUUCGACGUGCGUCGUCGAACACCCUCGAAGGACCGGGGAUCAAGAGGCGCAGGACGAAGCUCAUAGAGAAGGUCGUGUGCAUCCACACAUGUGGACCGCACGGCCACUGUCCGGGGCACAAGUUACUGCCAUCCGGGGCACCCGUCAACGUGUUGCUGUCGACGAGAGGGGGGAAUCAUUAUUCGCACCUCAAAACUCAUCUACGCGUCUGCAACGACCCCUUGUGCCCGGGCAGAGGCAAGGACCCGGCUGACAAGAACAGCUUCAGACCCCCGACCGACUUGGAGCUGGCGGGGCGAACUACGUCUGCCCAGGACCUUCCUCUCUGGAAGAUAUCGGAAAGCAGUGUUCCACAUCGGUUGAAGGUCCUCUUCAUACCUGAUCCCGUGAUAUCGAAUGCUGGACACCAUCUCGAUCCUGACCAAGGUGUCCUCCAUGUAACCAUCGUGAACGCGACCCCGGAGGAGAUACUCGCUCUUGAGCGCGUUGCGCCAGGGACGGUUGCCCAGGAUGUUCCGUCAGAAUUGGAGGCGGAUGUAGCGCCAACGCCUGGUCGCGAUACAAGAAAAGUAGCGUAUUGGGAAUGGGCUCAUCUCCCUAUUGCUCUGCAAGAGCUUUAUGGGAGGGAGGUUGACGUUGUGGGCAUGCCCUACGAUCCCUUCUUUGAGGCUGUCAUGUAUCCCUCCGAGCAUCCGGAUGUGUAUGCGGCCCUACAGAACUACGACAUCAUCAUUGGAGGCGCACUUUUGAAUGAGGAUUUCAGCAAUCCGAAAUAUAGGAUUCGUAACAAUGACGAUCUGUGUCGAUACCUGGCGGGAACGGAGAACUUGCAGAAGUCGACGGUCAUCUACCCACCUCCAGACGAGCUUCUUUAUGGCGGUGAUAAAGUCGUCUUGACCGCCAACUUGGACGCAAUCGCGAGGGAUAUGGCCACAGCGCGACCGCUGACGGAGACGAGGAAGUUCACCGAAAAUCGACUGGAGGUCGUCGGUGUCUACAAGCGGGGUUAUUCUUCGAGGUGCGACGAUGUCGUGAUCGUCCGGUCCGACGCCGAUGCUGUGAUGCGACCCGAGAACGUCUACAAGACGCCCAUCAGACUCGUGCGACGGACGGCCGAGAAGGAGCAGCGCAUGACUCCGUCGACCGGAUUCCACAUCAUAGACCAUGAUUGGCUCGUUCAAGCAUACAUGCGGAGCCUUCACGACCAUCGAUUUGGAGAGCUGCGGUGCUACGUGAUCGGUGGACGCGUCAAACGCAUCGUGCAGACAUCCCCUUGGAAAGAUGAAGGCCUUGUACGAUCCAUUCCCUCUGUUCUGUUGAGAUCCAGGAAGUUGACUCCGAUUUGCAGCGAAGUUUUCAACAAGGGCGAUGUGCCUAUCGCCGAAGCCUGGACGAGGUACACAUGUGCAUCCUUGACCCAUGCUGACUUCCGGGAGGGCCAGCGCGAGCUAGUCGAGUUCGUGGAAGAUUUUGUGUAUCGCUUGAUCCGGCUGGAGAACGACAAGCUUCACAGAUCGACGUCCAGCAUGUGGCUGUUCUGUCGAAUUGACGUUGGGAUUCUUCCGGGCACGCACACUAUGCACUACUUCGUCAACGAGGUAGAGCGGGGCCUCGCCACCUGUCUAUGGGGAUGGCAUGACUGGGCGGACACGGUGAUGGACAUCAACACGAUCGCGGAGUUGAUUCCCUCGUACAUUGCGUACGUUCGCGCUUCUCAGUAA